GGCAGCCCCGGUUCAUCGGCGCCCCUGGCUGGGGUCUGGCUCGGGGGCCGGGCGGUGGGCAGGGCUGCGCGGCGGGGGCCGGGCUUGGCUGCGCUCCCGGCGGGUCGCCCGCAGGAUGGCCGCUGCCCGCGCCGCCGCCCUCGCCUAGUCUCCGCCAGUCCAUCCGCGAGCGGCUCGGGCCCGAUGCGCGCGGCCCCGGGGCCGGCCGGGAGCUGCGCUGAGCGGCGGGAUGGCGCGGCCCGCGGAGAGGUGCCAGGCCGACUGGCGGGAGCUGGAGGAGGAGUUCCAGCAGCUGCAGGAAACGCACAAAAUCUACAAACAAAAACUAGAAGAGCUGAACAACUUGCAGUCAGCCUGUAGCAGCUCUAUACAGAAGCAGAAGAGGGGCUUACAGGACUUGCAAUACAGUUUUCAAAGAUGUAAACGCAACUGUAGCCGGGAUGAAUCAGAACUCAUACAGCAAAUCAACAGCCAGAUCAAAGAGCGGCACAAUGUUUUCUUUGACAUGGAAGCUUACCUGCCAAAGAAAAACGGUUUGUACUUAAAUCUGGUGCUGGGGAAUGUGAAUGUAACGUUGCUAAGUAAACAGGCAAAGUUUGCCUACAAAGAUGAAUAUGAAAAAUUUAAACUAUACUUGACGAUAAUUUUACUCCUUGGGGCAGUCGCUUGCAGAUUUGUUCUCCAUUACCGGGUAACAGAUGAAGUGUUCAACUUCCUCUUAGUUUGGUAUUACUGCACACUGACAAUAAGGGAAAGUAUCCUCAUCAGCAAUGGAUCAAGGAUUAAGGGUUGGUGGGUGUCUCAUCAUUACGUCUCAACUUUCCUAUCUGGUGUGAUGUUAACAUGGCCAGAUGGUCUCAUGUACCAAAUGUUCCGCAACCAGUUUUUAGCAUUUUCAAUUUUUCAAAGUUGUGUCCAGUUUCUACAAUACUACUAUCAAAGUGGCUGCCUUUAUAGACUUCGCACACUGGGAGAAAGAAACCACUUAGAUCUCACAGUGGAGGGAUUUCAGUCGUGGAUGUGGCGAGGACUGACUUUUCUCCUUCCCUUCUUGUUCUUUGGCCAUUUUUGGCAGCUCUACAAUGCUAUCACACUUUUUGAACUGUCAAGACAUAAGGAAUGUAAAGAAUGGCAGGUUUUUGUGCUUGCUCUCACAUUUCUGGUGCUCUUCCUUGGAAACUUCCUCACGACCUUGAAAGUAGUGCACACCAAACUCCAGAAGAAUAAAAUGAAGAAGUUGUGAAAAAGGACCAUGCUUCCAAUGGCUGGAAGUUGGGGUCUGGUUCCUUUGAUUAGACUUAGGUUUUGGACAGACCUCUUGCUUAGCCACUGACUGGCCCUGCAGUAAGCAAAUCACGGCGUAAAUUCCAUCUAUGUUAUGCUACGAUGUCUUCCCCAGCUGACUUAAUUUGCAAGUGCUGCUCUUUCCAGCUGGUAACCCAACUAUUUAUGUUUAACUUAAUCCAACACCCAUUUGGCCUUUCCUGGAAGUACAGCAAAGACCAAACCCUGCUAGGAAAAAGAUGGAUUAUCAAGAGAGAAAGGAAACCACUACCCAGGAAUAAAGCAAGCUUUUGGCUAAAUGCUGUCUCUGAAAUGCCAGGUACUGGAAUCUUGGUUGCCGCUCCAGGCUACUGCAUGGUGCCACUUCUCGAACCCGUGCUCAUUUUGAGACUCCCAUUUCUGAAGCAAGAGGGGCUGUCUGGGGAUUUGGGGCUGCUAGUGGCUCCUCCAGUUGCACACUUGUUGGAAGCACUUUCAGUAGCACAUGAAACAGGUGGAAAGGAUCGUUUGCAUCAUUAUUGUAACCUACUCCAGCUAGACUUGCUUACAAAAAAGCUAAGUAGAAAGUCUCUUGAAAUCCAGUGAAUGGUGUAAUGUCAUGUGCUUCAUUGGCAGAGAUCGAAUGGACGUUUCGUUUACAGCGCUCAAAUCUUGUUUGAGUCCUGGGGUGAGGGGUGGGGAGGGAAAGAAAAUAGCAAAUAAAAGAACUGCCUCAUCCAGGUCA
Messenger RNA from Eublepharis macularius, 2008 nucleotides. RefSeq names its product transmembrane protein 120B (gene TMEM120B). Bases 230 to 1243 code for a protein of 337 amino acids. Gene Ontology annotation, biological process: fat cell differentiation. Lineage: Eukaryota; Metazoa; Chordata; Lepidosauria; Squamata; Eublepharidae. The transcript has 12 exons. Gene Ontology annotation, cellular component: nuclear inner membrane. The record is from RefSeq and is a predicted model, not a curated record.